Molecule: messenger RNA, 2102 nt
Organism: Epinephelus lanceolatus (giant grouper)
Lineage: Eukaryota; Metazoa; Chordata; Actinopteri; Perciformes; Serranidae
Gene: foxi3b
Product: forkhead box I3b
Biological process (GO): regulation of transcription by RNA polymerase II; anatomical structure morphogenesis; cell differentiation
Molecular function (GO): RNA polymerase II cis-regulatory region sequence-specific DNA binding; DNA-binding transcription factor activity, RNA polymerase II-specific
Source: RefSeq, a predicted model, not a curated record
AACAGACAAGGUAGGGGUGGAGAAGAGGAGCCUACAACUUGGAAGCGCCAAGACCACCAUUUGGAUCAGCUCACAUUCAAAUACCUGCAAAGGUGUGAAGAAGAAAAAGACUUUCGGAGGCCGACAAAACCGCUGCUAAAAGAUUUGCUUAGAGAGAGGGGACAAGCUAAGGGCAAGAGGUGCAGAGGAGACUCUGAGAGGUGAGGAGAAAUCUCACAAUGUCUUCAUUUGAAGCCCAGGGCCAGUCUCCUCCUCGAUGUGGCCCGCAGUUCCCCAGCCUCGGCCAGGAGCCCCCUGAGCUCAGCAUGUACAGUGACUGUUACUACCCACCUCCUUCGCUGCCGAGUCCUCAGCGCACCACUCCGACAUCCUACGACCUGAGCGAGUACACGACCUCCUCCCCAAACCCUUACCUCUGGUUCAACGGUUCCAGCAUCAACACACCGCCCUAUCUGGCUACUACCGGCCCACCUGGUAACCCCGGUCCUCCCUUUGUCCCUCAGCACUACGGCAUGCAGAGGCCUUACCUGGGUCCUGCCGGAGCUGGGGGUCCAGGAGGGGAGCUGAGCUGGUUCUCUCUCCCCUCACAGGAAGACCUGAUGAAGCUGGUCAGGCCGCCUUACUCUUACUCGGCUCUCAUCGCCAUGGCUAUCCACGGGGCGCCAGACAGGAGACUGACAUUGAGCCAGAUUUACCAGUACGUGGCUGACAACUUCCCUUUCUACAACAAGAGUAAAGCGGGCUGGCAGAAUUCUAUCAGACACAACCUGUCACUCAAUGACUGCUUCAAAAAAGUACCGAGAGAUGAGGAUGAUCCAGGCAAGGGCAACUACUGGACACUUGACCCAAACUGCGAAAAGAUGUUCGACAACGGAAACUUCCGCCGCAAAAGAAAGAGGAAGUCCGAUUCCCUCUCCGGGGGCGACAGCGGCUCAGGGGCUCCAGAUUCAGGUGACAGCGAGAGGGGCAGCCCCAAACACUCAACCUCCCUUAACAUCUCUCCCACAGCGGACAGGAUCCCCUCUCCAUCAUCAGGCCCAGCACCUUGUCUCAGCAGCUUCUUAACCGAGAUGUCUGGAGUGACAGCCGCAGCAGCUACUGAGGUGGGAAGUGAUGGGUUAAACAGGCCACUGCACCUUCCUUUAGAUGGGCCUCAUAGACCUGCGCAACCUGGAAGCUUUAGCAGCUACUCCCCCAACUCAGGCGGCCCAGAGUGGGUGCCACAAGUGCCAGCUCCCUCUGUGCUCUCCUCUUCACCCACCCACUCUUCCCUAGGCUACACUAGCCCAAUCCUCAGCCAGUACAGUGGCUCCAACGGGCAUUUCUACCCCUCACUGGGCUCCACAGGAAUCAUCUACCAUCGUGAGGGCACAGACGUUUAAUAAGACAUUGAGCGGGAAAAGUUUGGUCUGAAAAGACUCUUGACGGGAAUUUUUUACCUGUCUGGUCACUUUUGUUUUGAGAGAGAUUCACCUGUGAGAGACAAUACACACACAAACACACAAAGUUUGCGCUGACUGGGACAGUUGAGAUCACUAUAGCGUGUGACAGCAGAGUAAAAAGGCUUUGAUUCCCACAGUAACAGCUGAGUCAGCCGCGAAGGACCGCAAGCGUCACUCCCUGAAACCGCAGUCAGCCUCGCUAUCAGAUCCUCAGUCAGCUUUUAUUCACACUUAAGCUAGUCUCUAUCAGAUCUGACUCAUUAUUAACAGAUCCUGGAUCUGAUCUGCUGACAUCAGGCCAUUCCACACUGCUAUCUGCGACUCUUUGAUGGUAUCACCCAUACACAACGCUCAGACAGCACAUUUAGAGGAGUAGUUAAAUUACACUAUUGUCUACAUAGUGUGUGUACAAAAGGUAAAAGGUAGACUUUCUGUCAUGGUUUUUGUAGUACUGAUGCUAAACAAUCUGAUGAACUUACAGUCUUUGAGUCUGAUAGUGUUGAUUGUACUUUGUAAAUAUGUCAAUGUGUUGUGUAAUGUUAUACAUGUAUGUUGUUGGUGUGUUGGUACAUCUGUUACUGUACGAAACUCAUUCUGUAUGUAUGGUUUAUGCUAUACAUGUUGUGUUUUUUGAUAUGAAUAAAAGGUUUUAGAGUUCCA